This is a messenger RNA of Ochotona curzoniae (black-lipped pika), 1482 nucleotides long. RefSeq names its product CEA cell adhesion molecule 16, tectorial membrane component (gene CEACAM16). The coding region runs from base 1 to 1482 and encodes 493 amino acids. The transcript has 6 exons. Lineage: Eukaryota; Metazoa; Chordata; Mammalia; Lagomorpha; Ochotonidae. The record is from RefSeq and is a predicted model, not a curated record.
AUGGCGCUGACCGGAUGCGGCUGGCUCCUCCUCAGCGCCGUGUUCCUGAAUGUGGGUGCCGAGAUCACCAUCACCCCCGAGCCCGCCCAGCCGGCCCAGGGCGACAACGUCACGCUGGCCGUCCGGGGGCUGUCAGGGGAGGAGCUGGCCUACAGCUGGUACGCGGGGCCCACGCUCAGCCUGUCCUACCUGGUGGCCAGCUAUAUCGUGAGCACAGGCGAUGAGACGCCAGGCCCUGCCCACACGGGCCGGGAGGCCGUGCGUCCCGACGGCGGCCUGGACAUCCAGGGCGUGCUGCCCAGGCACACAGGCACCUACAUCCUGCAGACCCUCAACCGACAGCUGCAGACAGAGGUGGGCUACGGACACAUGCGGGUCUAUGAGAUCCUGGCCCAGCCCACCGUGGUGGCCAACAGCACGGAGCUGGUGGAACGACGGGACACCCUCCGCCUCGUGUGCAGCAGCCCUAGCCCGGCCGAAGUCCGCUGGUUCUUCAAUGGCGAAGCCCUGCCCAUAGCCCUGCGCCUCAGCCUGUCGCCCGACGGCAGGGUGCUGAGCCGGCACGGUGUCCGCCGGGAGGAGGCGGGAGCCUACCAGUGUGAGGUGUGGAAUCCAGUCAGUGUGAGCCGCAGUGAGCCCAUCAACCUGACCGUGUACUUUGGCCCGGAGCGCGUGGCCAUCCUGCAGGACUCCACCGCCCGCACAGGCUGCACCAUCAAAGUGGACUUCAACACAUCGCUCACGCUGUGGUGCGUGGCCCGCUCCUGCCCCGAGCCCGAGUACAUGUGGGCCCUCAACGGGCGGGCACUCAACGACGGCCGGGACCACCUCAACAUCAGCGCCAUGACAGCCGCCCACGAGGGUACCUACACCUGCAUCGCCAAGAACCCCAAGACCCUGCUGUCCGGCUCGGCCUCCGUAGUGGUCAGGCUCUCCGCGGCAGUCGUGGCCAUGAUGAUCGUGCCAGUACCCAGCAAACCAGCCGAGGGCCAGGAUGUGACACUCACGGUGCAGGGCUACCCCAAGGACCUGCUGGUCUAUGCCUGGUACCGUGGGGCCGCCUCGGAGCCCAACCGGCUGCUCAGCCAGCUGCCCUCGGGGAACUGGAUCUCCGGCCCUGCGCACACGGGCCGCGAGGUGGGCUUCGCCAACUGCUCGCUGCUGGUGCAGAAGCUGAACCUCACGGACGCCGGCCGCUACACGCUCAAGACCGUGACGCUGCAGGGCAAGACGGAUACCCUGGAGGUGGAGCUGCAGGUGGCCCACGCGCGCGCGCGCACGCCAUCUAGGGCACUUAGGUUCUCCAAGUCUCUGGCCAGCUGGGAUUCCCCGGGCACCCAGUCCGUGCACGCCCCGCUCCCACCGCCCCCAGACCCCAAGCUGCCCAGGUACACGGAAGAGGCAGAGGGAGAGUCCCCUCCCCCGCUGCGCGCCCCGCACCUGCCCGGGGCCAGGCCCUACCUCAGGUCCUGCAUCCACUAA